UUGGAAGAGGGCAGUGCCCCAGGUCACUUGCAGUACAUCAAUCACAUCGUAGUAUGGGGAAGCACUGCACAUGAGGUGAAGGCACUGAAAGAGAAGAUUGAAUCAGAAAGGGGGAAAGAUGCUUUUCCAGUAGCUGGCCAAAAACUAAUUUAUGCAGGUAAAAUCCUUAAUGAUGAUACUGCUCUUAAAGAAUACAAAAUAGAUGAGAAGAACUUUGUGGUGGUUAUGGUGACAAAACCCAAAGCAGCAGCUGGAGCAACUCAGCAGUCAAAUGCUACUACUACUAUUAGCUCGACAACUGCAGCUCCCCCACCAGUCACUGCACCAAUCCCUGCUGCCGCCCCUGUGCCAGCUCCUGUCCCUCCACCACCAGCAGCAGAUGCAGUUGCUUGUGAAUCUGCACCUGUGAGUGCUCCUAAAGAAGAGAAGCCAGCAGAAAAACCACCUGAGGCACCAGCUGCUGUCAGCCCAUCAUCAACUGACAGUACAACAGGUGAUACAUCUCGAUCAAAUCUUUUUGAGGAUGCUAUAAGUGCACUUGUGACAGGUCAGUCCUAUGAGAAUAUGGUGACUGAGAUCAUGUCAAUGGGCUAUGAACGAGAGCAAGUAAUCGCGGCGCUGAGGGCCAGCUUCAACAAUCCUGACAGAGCGGUGGAAUACCUUUUAAUGGGUAUACCUGGAGAUAAUCAGGCUGUGGCUGAACCCCCUCAAGCAGCAAGCACUGGUGCCUCUCAGUCUUCAGCAGUUGCAGCAGCAGUAGCAACUAUACCUACGACUGCUAGUUCAUUAGGAGGACAUCCGCUUGAGUUUUUACGAAAUCAGCCUCAGUUCCAGCAGAUGAGACAAAUUAUUCAGCAAAAUCCUUCUCUGUUACCGGCAUUGCUACAGCAGAUUGGACGGGAAAAUCCUCAACUACUGCAGCAAAUAAGCCAACACCAGGAACAUUUUAUUCAUAUGUUGAAUGAGCCAGUUCUAGAGUCCCGCCAAGGUUUAAGUGGCAGUGAUGAUGGUGCCAGCACUGGAGGAGUAGCAGAAGCUGGAAAUGGUCAUAUGAACUACAUUCAAGUAACACCUCAAGAAAAAGAAGCUAUAGAAAGGUUAAAGGCAUUAGGAUUUCCUGAAGGACUUGUGAUACAAGCGUAUUUUGCUUGUGAGAAGAAUGAAAACUUGGCUGCCAACUUUCUUCUACAGCAGAACUUUGAUGAAGAUUGAGAGACAUUUUUUUAUUUCACACCUCACACCAGUGCGUUACACUAACUUUGUUCACUGGAUUGUCUGGGAUACUUGGGCUUAUAUUCAUAAUGCUUGGUGUAUGGUAUAUGGGGAUGGGGGGAGAAGGCAAUAUAGGAAACAAAGCAAAGAAAGCAGCAAGUAUGUCUGCUUUAAAUUAGCAGAUGCAGAAAAUCACACAGUGUAAAAUAAUAUACAACCAAAAAUCAGCUUCUGCAGAUAAUUAGCUCCUUCUAUAAACUGUAGGUUAACUUUUUCUAGGUUUUCACUCUUACUGUACUAGCUCCAGAAAUGUAGUGUAAUGCCCUGCUUCAUGUUCCUUUCUACUUAGUAUUGGUAUUGGAAGUAGCAUGUGCUACCUAGAUUCUACAGUCUGUAUUUCAUGGCAACACUGGAUAGCAGCUUUGUGAAAUCUAAACGAUCUGAGCAAUGUAAACAUAAAUGCCAGAAUAUGGGUAGUUAUUUUGCUUUUUCAGAUGUGGUAAAGUAGUGCAAGAAGCACAGUAUUUUGUUUAAUGCUGGAUUAAAACAAUGUUGGCUUUUUUUUUUUCCCAAAUGAAAACCCAUUUCAGUUAAAAGUCUCUUGAUCAUUGAGAAACACUACCCCCUCCUUUGCCCCCCUCAAAUGAUCUGAGAAGCUAUAUACAUACAGGUAAAAUUACGAUCCUGUUUACAUCUUUGCUUUUUGGGAAAAAUGAUAGAUACCUAAUUACUGUUCAAGUCAAUGUUAUGUUGCAGUAAAAGUUUUAAAAGCAAUAGAUUGCAUGUUUGGUUUUGUUAUAUGCGUUUUUGUAAAUUGAAUAUUCUUUUUCUGCCAGCAAACAAAAUGCAAGCUUCAUUUUUGUCCACUGCAAUGAGACUUUAUCAAGCGAAAUUUCACCUUCCUACCUUUGUUGAACCAGCUUUUACAAUACAGCUGUAAGCAUCUGAAGAUAUUGGCAUUCUGUUGCUCUUGAGUAGAUUGUAAUGACUGAGCUAUUUCUGUUCAGUAAGGACUUUUUUGGAUUUAUUCACUUUAUGAGGAAGAGAAGUUCAUAACUUGAGAUAUCAAGCAAACAAUGAAGUUAUUCCAACCCAAAAAAAUCUGCACUCCUGCCUUUCUAUUGAAAAUAAGCUCUGGUUGUAGAGUUUUGAAUCUUACUUCUUGGUACCUACUUGUCAUUUAUUUUGUUUAGUCAUCACAGAAUGUAACAAUCUUCCUUUUAAUGUACAUUGACUUUUAGAGAUGAUUUUUGCCCAUCAUUGCAAUGCUAGCAAUGAAAACAAAUUCUAAUUUAAUCUAAAGCUAUUAUAUGCAAUGUUUCCUGAACACAGCUUGGGGAUGCUUUGAGUUUUUACUGUUGUACUCGAAUUACCUGGAUUACAAAUUUAUCUCUACAGUAACCAAGAAAAUAUUAGUGGUACAGCACUGAGCUGUUGUACCACUAAUGAUAUUAAUGAUUUAGUGGUACAACUGAAAAAUUAUUUUCUGCUUAGGUUGUGUAUCAGUGAAUUAACUACUUAACUACUACUUAAGCUCAAAGUACAAGUCAAGUGUCUUGAGAAAAGAGUGAGAAAGACUGAAACGUUUGUAUUUGUAUUUUGUUUCUUCAUUGGUUGGCCGUAGUCUGUUAAAUAAUUAUCUGCACAAAAUAGUGAAAUGUAUUAAAGCCUUUUACUUUUUCUUUCUAUC
Molecule: messenger RNA, 2902 nt
Organism: Pygoscelis adeliae (Adelie penguin)
Lineage: Eukaryota; Metazoa; Chordata; Aves; Sphenisciformes; Spheniscidae
Gene: RAD23B
Product: RAD23 homolog B (S. cerevisiae)
Exons: 10
Coding region: 226-1212 (328 amino acids)
Biological process (GO): nucleotide-excision repair; proteasome-mediated ubiquitin-dependent protein catabolic process
Cellular component (GO): nucleoplasm; cytosol
Molecular function (GO): ubiquitin binding; proteasome binding; polyubiquitin modification-dependent protein binding
Source: RefSeq, a predicted model, not a curated record